GCCGAAUGACAUUCGACAGCAUCGCAGCGCACAAGAGGGUAUGACAACAGAUAGAAUGCAUCAGCAAAUUCAUUGGAUCAUCCAUCGCGUUUGCUGCAGUCGGGAAAAUCGGGAAACCGGCUGGAUAAUGCCAUUGAAACUGCGCCAUUGAAGGACCCCUGACCUGGCGGAGCCGCCAGGUAUGCAUUGGUUCCGCUUUCAUCGGUGAUUGUGAUGCCUUUGUGCCCUGCCGACGCACAGAUCACCGUACCACCAUUGAGGCAUGGCUGCAGAUGUACAGGAGGCAGCCAUGUCAAUGGCCGACAUGAAGCAACGUCAUGCCAAGGUAAGGAUCCGCCGCCGUUCAGCUCAUUGUGCUCUCAGCCUUUGUUUGCGUCGUGUGUCAGAUAGCAGGUCUGAUGACCCGCCUGUCGGAGUUGGAGCCCUCGGCUCUGUCCUCACAUGUAUGCAGGCAACGAAACACCCGUCCACAUCUUACAAAUGCAUGCAUGUCGUCCGUGGAAGGAUUGAUUCCUGCAGAGUUGCUGGCGUUGCAUGAAGGUAGCGCUGGAGCAGUUCACCAGCCUAGAGGCCACGCUGACCACCCUCGUAGAGUCGGCCACCCACCCCCAGCCGCAGUCUGCUGACACACAGGUACUCACAUAUUUGAUGUCUGUAACGGAACUCGCAUCUUUCGUGGAUAUGUUCUGCAGCUCGCCACCUUCCCUCGGGCCCGCCUGUCGGAGAUCGGUGGUCCUGAGCAGUCUCUCUGUCGGCGGCUGACGGACGCCAUCGACCGCGCUGGGCUCAAGGGCGUGAUCCGAUUUGCCCCACAGCUGAGCGACACCCAUAUGGUGACAGCACUGUGGCUGAUGGAGGAGGGCGGCAGGUGGAGCGAGGUGGCCAAUGGGCUGAGAUAUGCGCGACAGCUGGGCUGUUGCCGGCUACCCGUCACUGUCGAUGCUGUAGACCUGCGGAAGCACGCGACCAAGGCGGUGAGAGGCACACGAGACAACGCCACCUCACAUGAUGGAGUGUCUACAUCAAUGUGUGCACCUGUCUGUCAUGCACGCAGGACUAUCUGUCCAUGCCUAGAGUGCUGGCUCAGUGGAUGGUGGUGGGUCGGCACGUCGUCUUUCGCCGCGCCGAUGGCCGGCAGGACGGCAGCUUCGAGCUGUUCCGGCACGGCAACCAGAUCCGCGCCGUCCGAGACAAGCCGGGAUUCGCCAUCAGCUGCAGUCCUAGGUUUCCCAGGUUUGAGGUGCAUCCCUUGUCCCCGCACCCCUUCCAGCAGCACAUGAAGCACGACGAUCCCCCGAUACAUUAUGCCCUCUUUUUUCGCCACGACACCGGGUGGGCGACGGAUGGCGGGGAGUGGCUUGAGGCCUCGACUAGCAGCUGGAUCAUGGCCACAAUCGGCAGUGCUCUUGACAGUAACACGCGGGUCCGCGGGCGCCAUGGCGUCAGGCUCACUCGGUAUGUACGGCAGACAGUCAGCAAGUGGCAGGCUUGUUCCCUCCGUGUCUCUGUCACUGCGUGCCUCUGUAUGUGUCAGGGUAAGUGGAGGUAUUUUGGACGGUUUGUUCACCCACCGAUCGCCUCACGUGCCGCUGGACGGGUGCGUGGCGGUCUCGACUAUGGAGGAGUACCAUGGAGGCAACGCGCAGGAACACCACCUGCUGACGGCGUUUGACGACCCCUUCAUUGCAGAGCUGAGCUUCUCGCCUUGGGGAGGCAAGGAGUCUGAGAGGGGUGAGAAAAACAGGCAUGAUAGACACGGACAGGACACUCAGAUGACUAUCUAUGUAUGGCUUGCAGUACGCUGUGUGGUGGUGACGACGGAGCCACCAGUGGGCGGUGAGAACGGGCCCUUUGAAGAGCGGUAUCCGCGCACAGCAGCCUUGGUGAGGAGGGCACUUGGCCCCCUUGCCGAAUCCUUCUUCAAUGGGCCUCCUGAUUGAUGAGAGGAAAGUGGGGGUGAGUGAGUGCGCGCGGGGCCAGCCAUUGGCUUGCGUCUGGGUACAAUACAUGUACACC
This is a messenger RNA of Vitrella brassicaformis, 2016 nucleotides long. The record is from the annotation of a GenBank genome assembly. Lineage: Eukaryota; Vitrellaceae.